ACCGGCUUCUCUUCCUCAGCAACUUCCUCUACCGGCUUCUCUCCCUCCGCAACUUCCUCGGCCGGCUUCUCUCCCUCUGCAACUUCCUCAGCCGGCUUCUCUCCCUCCGCAACUUCCUCUGCCGGCUUCUCUUCCUCAGCAACUUCCUCUACCGGCUUCUCUCCCUCCGCAACUACCUCAGCCGGCUUCUCUCCCUCUGUAACUUCCUCUGCCGGCUUCUCUUCCACAGCAACUUCCUUAGCCGGCUUCUCUCCCUCCGCAACUUCCUCUGCCGGCUUCUCUCCUUCUGUAACUUCCUCGGCCGGCUUCUCUUCCUCCGCAACUUCCUCUACCGGCUUCUCUCCUUCCGCAACUUCCUCUACCGGCUUCUCUCCCUCCGCAACUUCCUCUACCGGCUUCUCUCCCUCUGUAUCUUCCUCUGCCGGCUUCUCUUCCACAGCAACUUCCUUAGCCGGCUUCUCUCCCUCCGCAACUUCCUCUGCCGGCUUC
This is a messenger RNA of Mobula hypostoma (lesser devil ray), 489 nucleotides long. RefSeq names its product pneumococcal serine-rich repeat protein-like. Lineage: Eukaryota; Metazoa; Chordata; Chondrichthyes; Myliobatiformes; Myliobatidae. The record is from RefSeq and is a predicted model, not a curated record. The annotation marks the transcript as partial. The transcript has a single exon.